Molecule: messenger RNA, 5794 nt
Organism: Prinia subflava (tawny-flanked prinia)
Lineage: Eukaryota; Metazoa; Chordata; Aves; Passeriformes; Cisticolidae
Product: glucagon receptor-like
Exons: 14
Coding region: 233-1534 (433 amino acids)
Biological process (GO): cell surface receptor signaling pathway; adenylate cyclase-modulating G protein-coupled receptor signaling pathway
Cellular component (GO): plasma membrane
Molecular function (GO): peptide hormone binding; glucagon receptor activity
Source: RefSeq, a predicted model, not a curated record
GGCUCCGCCGCAGACGCCGCUCGGUCACCGCCGCGCUCACCUCGCGGAGCCGGGGCUGCCGUGACACCGGGAACAGCGGGAGCACUGGAACAGCGGGAACCGCGGCUGCCAGAAACACCGGCACUGCCGGGAGCACCGGGAGCACCGGGACAUCGGGAGCCGGGAUCGGGGUCCCCGGCCCAGCUUGAGGCGCACCCCGGCGCUGGGAGCACUGGUCAGGCUGGGAGCAGCCAUGAGGGACGUGCUGGGAGCUGGAUCCCUGCGGAGCCUCGUCCAACUUGCCUGGAUGUGCCUGUUCUCCUCCGUGCCGCACGGCGGGGCCAAGGUGCUGGAGAAGACCUUCGAGGAGUGGCUGCGGUACCGGGACGAGUGCCUGAGAAGGAUGGCGAGCGAGCCCUACCCGGCAGGGCUCUUCUGUAACAGGACAUUUGACAUGUAUGCCUGCUGGCCCGACGGGAGCCCCGGCACCGCCGUCAACGUCUCCUGCCCCUUCUACCUGCCCUGGUUUGAGAAAGUGAAACACGGGCUGGUGAGCCGCAGGUGCGGCACCGACGGCCAGUGGGUGACGGUGAACGGCAGCCAGCCCUGGAGGGACUACUCGCAGUGCGAGGAUGAGCUGGAGGUCACUGCUGAGGAGGAAGGCGCCCGCCGGCUCAUGGUCAGCUUCAAGGUGCUCUACACCGUGGGGUACUCGCUGUCGCUGCUCACCCUCAUCUCCGCCCUGCUCGUCCUCACCGUGUGCAGGAACCUGCGCUGCACCAGGAAUUACAUCCACGCCAACCUGUUCGCCUCCUUCGGGCUGCGCGCCACCUCGGUGAUGGUGAAGGACGCGCUGCUGGAGCGGCGCUGGGGCGUGGAGCUGCUGCAGGUGGCUGACUGGGAGGCUCUGCUGAGCCACGAGGCAACGCUGGGGUGCCGUGCAGCGCAGGUGCUGAUGCAGUACUGCAUCCUGGCCAACCACUACUGGUUCCUGGUGGAAGCUGUCUACCUCUACAAGCUGCUCAUCGGGGCCGUGUUCUCCGAGAAGAAUUACUACAGGCUCUACCUCUACCUGGGCUGGGGGACCCCCGUGGUGUUCGUGGUGCCCUGGAUGGCCGCCAAGUACCUGAAGGAGAAUGCGGAGUGCUGGGCGCUGAAUGAGAACAUGGCUUACUGGUGGAUCAUCCGCAUCCCCAUCCUGCUCGCCUCGCUGAUCAACCUGCUCAUCUUCAUGCGGAUCCUCAAGGUGAUCCUGGCCAAGCUCCGGGCCAACCAGAAGGGCUACGCCGACUACAAGCUGAGGCUGGCCAAAGCCACCCUGACCCUCAUCCCCCUCUUCGGGAUCCACGAGGUCGUUUUUAUCUUCGCCACCGACGAGCAAACCACGGGCAUCCUGCGCUACGUCAAGGUGUUCUUCACCCUCUUCCUCAACUCCUUCCAGGGCUUCCUGGUGGCUGUGCUGUACUGCUUUGCCAACAAGGAGGUGAAGUCCGAGAUGAAGAAGAAGUGGCAGCUCUGGAAGCUCGACCACCCGGUGCUCUGCUGUGCCCAGUGAGGCGGUGACCAGCCAGGGCAGAGGGGCUGCUGGCCACAGUGGCCACGGGCCCGGCUGGAGGGUGGGAGGCUGCAGGCAGCUCUGCUGGGCAGUGCCCCCCGGGAUGGCCGGGCGGGGACCGGGGUGGCUGUGCCACGCUGGAGCUGCUGCAGGGGACAUCCCUGCUGUCACCCGAGCAGGAGGUGGCAGCCCCGGCCCUUGCUCGUCGCUGUCCCCUCGGCAGGGCCCCACCGGGGCUGUGUGGGCAGCGCCUGCUGCUCCCUCCCGCUGCCUGAGCACCAGCAGAACCUGGCAGCCUCCCCCAGGACCCUCCCACCCGGCGAACCCCUGGGCCAGGCACAGCCCCUGUGGGAUCGCAGCAGCCGCGGGGAGCCUGAUCCUCAGCGGUGGGAAUGGGCGAUGCUGCCCAAACCCUGCACCCUGGGUUGCUCCUCAGCCAGGGCUCCCCUGUCCUUCCCUGUGUGCCAGCCCAGCACCAUCUCCAGCACCCUGACACUCCCAGGCAUCCCCAGCCACCGUGUAAAGCUCCUCACAGCGAGGGGCUGCUCCUGCACCUCCUCCCCACCCUCAUCACCAACACAGAACAGCAGCACCCAUCCCCUCCUCGCUGCUCUCCAGCUGCACAGACCCCCUGGUGCCCCCUCACUGUGGGCAGAGCCAAGGAUGGAGCCUCAAAAUCACUUGGGAGUGAAGCAUUUGAGAGCAGCAAUUCACGGGGGCAGAGCCCAACCUCCCCCUCCCAGUUCAGCUUCCAGCCCAGCCUCCUCCUGCCUUGUGGAGAUAAAGUUGAUUUCCAGGCCUGGCAGGAGCUCAGGAACCUCUUUGCUGGCCAAAGGCUAAAAUCCUGGCACUUUGCUUUCCAGUGGGGUGCCAAACAUCAUCCCAGCCCAGCAGGCUGUGGCUCCCAGGAAGCCCAGGAGCAGGGGAAGCAGCCGAGGUGGUGUGGUUUGAGCAGGGCUGCUCCUGUCCUGGUCCUGUGCUCUCCUGCAGGAGUCCAGAGCAGCUGGACACAGCCCCAGCCCCUCGCUCUGAUCCUCAGGAGCAGCUGCCAGAGCUCGUUCCCACUGCAUUCCUUCCUUUGCAAUGCACAAGUGCCCUCCAGGCUGGAGGAAGGGGCUGGGAUGCUCCAGGAGCUGCCCAUGGACACAGGAGGCUCUCCAGGUCCUGCCCCUUCCCUGGCAGGCUGGGGAGCCUCUCCCAGGGCCCCAGGAGGAGCUGCCUGGAGCACACAAAGCAAAGAGGCUGCACCAGGCUGGAGUCACAAAGGAACACUCCUGGAUCGAUGGAACCCCCAUGAGACCAUUUUACACAUUAACUCUCUUUUCAGAUGUAAAUAAAUAUUUAUUUUUCAGCAAGCAGAGCCUGCUGCUUCUGUCUGCUCCAGGGGAGUGAAGGGCUUGGUGGGCACAGACAGCUGAAUCUCAGAAUGGACAGGGGUGGAAAGAACCUUGAAGUCCAUCCCAUUCCAGACCCUGUCAUGGGUAGGGACAACUGCCACCAUCCCAGGUUGCUCCAAGCCCUGUCCAACCUGGCCUUGGGCACUGCCAGGGAUCCAGGGGCAGCCACAGCUGCUCUGGGCACCCUGUGCCAGGGCCUGCCCACCCUCCCAGGGAACAAUUCCUUCCCAAUAUCCCAUCUAACCCCGUCCUCUGGCAGUGGGAAGCCAUUGCCUCUUGUCCUCUCAUUCCAGGCCCUUGUCCCCAGUUCCUCUCCAGCUCUCCUGGCGCCCCUUUAGGCUCUGGAAGGGGCUCUGAGGUUUCCCUGGAUCUAUCUCUUCUCAGGUGAAGAGAGGAGCCAGCUCUCUCUGUUUCCAGCCCCUGGAUUGCAGUACCUCCAUGGCUUCCUCUGGACUCUCCCCAGCAGCUGCCACUGGAUUCCCACAUCCCCCACGGAGGCAGUGCUGGGAUGCCAGGGAUGAGGCACUCCCACUCCCCUGAGCCUGCAAGCUCCUGGCAGAGCAGGGAAAACCCUGUGUGCAUUCCUGACUGUCCUGCAAGAAAUCAGGAACUUAUUCAAGAUGCCCCAGCUCCCUCCAGAGAAACCCACAGGCCACACACAGGCUUCUCAACUUUUAUUAAUUUAUCCAAAUCAGCAAAUGCUAUUUUUCCUCGGACAGCUCACCUUAGGGUAGCACCAGACUCCUGCUGCCUGCACAGCCACCCUGGCUCCAAGGAAUGCUGCUUCACAGCCUGCAGUUAAGGGAUUGCCUCCUGGGGGUUACCCUGUUGUAGGAGAUGCCCUCCCUGCUGCUCCCUUGUGUGCUCUCACACCUGGGCUCUCCUGCAGCACCUGUUUGGGGCCUUUUUCCUUCACACACACACACACUGCCACAUCUCCUUCCUUUUCCCAACACUCUAAUCUAUUGGAUAGAUCGUGUUAAUCUCCCCAGUCUCCCUUUAUUCCAGCCUCAGACUUAGCAAAGCCAGCCCCAAAUCCCUGUAGUCCCCUUCCAGCCACUGUUCUGCACAGACCCUGUUCUAAGGGCACUGCUGAGCCAGGGCUUCCUUGGCUAUCCAGGUGCCCCCAGACCCUUUCCCUUAGGAUUUUUUGGGGGGGAUUUGCCUUAAAUUCAAGGGAAACAGCACUAACAACCCCAUAUUACUGCAGCCAGAGGCACCACCAAGGCUACGGCGAGACCUUGGCACUCCCCCCUUCCUCCAGUGACAGGAACAGGGGACACAGCCCUGAACACCUCCCAGCACAGCCUCAGCCCUCUGAGGAGUUUCCUGGGAUGCUGCAGGAGGAGAAUUUCCUCCACCUCAUCCAAACUCCUCAGGGUGAAGCUCCUGCAGCCUCCUCCUGCAGCUGGCACUGGGUGCCCACGUGCUCCACAGAUUUACUCAAGAUGAAAACAGAGUGCCUGGUGCUGAGGGUGGGAGGCAACCACGGGCAGGGAGCAGCACCCAGAGGGGGACACUGCCAGGCACACAGCAGCACAGCUGAGAGGGACCUGCCUGCUUUGGGACAGGGGCUGGCUCCAGGAAACACAGACCAUUUGUGCCCCUGCCUAAAGGGACUCAGGCAGCUCAUAAGAAGGGGUGACUAGCUGAAAAAAUGGAGCUGGAUGGGGUUUUAUAUUUGGGAUGUGUCCAUGGUCCAAAACCCAGAAGGAACACACAGUUCCAUCGUUUUCCCAAAGGGGCUUGUCCUGAUUCACCAAGGCCAUCACUCAUAGACUUCAGAUUGUGACUGUAGUGUUUUUCCCCCUUACAGGAUUCAGGAAUAAAUGGGAACACAGAGUCACUGGAAACCACUUUACACCAAGGUCCCUGGCACCAGACCCCUCAGCCAGUCCCAGGGACAGGGCAGCCUGUUCCUGCAGUGCCUGUCCUUGGCAAUGCCCACCCAAGAAUGCCCUGGCAGAACUAUUUCCCAACACCAAAGCCUGCACAUCAAAGGCAGGCAGUGGCAAGGAGAAAAGCUUGGCAGCACAGCUCCAUCUAAGCUGUGGCUCCUUUGCCCACCUCCCAUGGUGGGCACCCUGUUCCUGCUCUGCUGCCUUGGCAUUCCCCUGUUUGCCAGAGCCAUGGGAAGCUCAACAGUCCCAGCUCUUCCUUCUCUCCCCUGUCUUUCCAGGGGAACAUCUGCCUUGCUGGGAUCUUGGCCCUGGCAAACCAGGCCAAUGACCUCUGCCAUAAAGCACUGACCACAGGCCACAUUCUUGGGGAUGGAGUAACAGUGAUGUCCUGCUUCUGGCCAGGACAGGGUUCGUUUUUGCAGGACCAGGACCUCUCCUGUACAUUUCGUUAUUACUGUUCCUUAUCUCAUUGCUGUUUGCAGUAAAAUGCUUUUAUUUCUACCAGUGAUCUUCACCUUUUGUGCCUGCAGUUCUCCUCUCCACCCCAGCCCAGGGCAGGAGGGGGAGCGGGUGAGUUGGGAGUGUUUCAGUGAAUGCCAUUCCUAAAUCAGCAACGUGAUCACACCCAGCCCCUGAGGACAGCAGGAACCCAAAGUGAACAGAGUGGGCUGGCUGGAGGAACGGGCUUUGGAACCCAGAUCUGGGGUGGCAGUGGAGCAGACAUUCCAACUAGGAACAGGGCUGCACUUUGAACUCCAUUGCAGCUCAAAGAGCCAAACAUCACAAACUCCACUCCCUUCACCCCUCCACAACAACCUGCCUUUUUAAUUGCCUCAGAUCCAUUCUCUGGGCCAAGCCUCAUGGCAUAGGAAGAGCCAGGGACACAUUUCAGAGGUCCUGGGGAGCUUGGGAUGCAGAAAAGGAUAAUGAAUUGAUUGCUGUGUGCAACUGUCACCUUUCUA